Molecule: messenger RNA, 813 nt
Organism: Suillus plorans
Lineage: Eukaryota; Fungi; Basidiomycota; Agaricomycetes; Boletales; Suillaceae
Exons: 3
Coding region: 1-813 (270 amino acids)
Source: RefSeq, a predicted model, not a curated record
AUGCGGAAUCCUCAAGUUUCUUCUGUCCACACCCAUCCCACUCCUCCAAGCUCUUUCGGAGACUCUAGUUACGACCAUGAUAGCAGUGAUGAGUCUCAAAUUCUCGUCCAGACUCCACCCAGUUCUCCGCCUGACCUUUCGAGUCCACGUCACCGUGACAAGAAACGCAGCCAUAUGACAACAUACCAUGAACUCUUUGCACUUCCACGCCCUCCUUCCAACAUUAUGAAGCGCCUGCCUAGCUUCGCUCUGCAUGCGCAAAAAAGGUUCAAGCCUUACGAGCAGCCCCAUGGUCUGGUGCCAAACGCAUUAGAGCUCCGUUUUUUUCGAAGGUGUCUCGAAUCUGGCGACAAUGAUAUGAGUGUGGCAGAUGUCGAAGGGGGCAAAUCGAUCCUUGAGGAUUGCCUGAAACGCUUGUCUCAGACGGUCAUCGCUCAAGCUGUUGCCGCGAAGGAAGCUGACUGUGAAGCCAAGCGCAUGGCCGUUCUGGGAACGGCUUGGGCGGUCGAGGCAAAGAACCGAUAUCAGACACUUCUUGAAAUGAUUGUCCAAGAAGAAGUUGAAACAUAUACCAUCGAUGCUAAGGAAGCUGCCUUUCUCCGGAGAUAUUUGGUUGGAAGAAGCAGGGAGGAUCUUGAGGUGGCCAAGGACUUUGAUGUGGGUGCAUACAGCCACAAUUACAGAUCGUUCGCUAUCGCCAACUUAACCCUGGAUCACAUCGGGGAUGUAAAGUCGUGUGUGCCUGAGGAAGAUGCUGAUGGUGUGGCUAUGGAAAAUUUGACAUCUGACAACGGCCCUCAGUCAGAUGCCUAA